AAGGAAAAAUAUGUAACCUGAUCAUAAGCCUGUAGAGUAAUUCCCUGCUUUUUAUAAUAUUCUUUGGGUCCACCUCAGGUUCCUUCAUUUCGUUGAAAUUCUAUAUUUUACGAAGGGGCACGCAACUCGACCGUUUCCGGUAGAACGCACUAAAUCGUUGUCUAAACGCCCAUCAAUCGAUGCCUCUGAUUUUUGAGAAAGAUCCCUACCAAUAGGAACAGAUCAUAGCAAGCAGAAAAUCAACGGGAAAUCACAUACAGUAACUGUCAGAAUGACCGACGUGCACGAGUGUUCAGGGACCAGUCCGGAUUUUUUGAAAGAGAGAAACGCGCUUAGAGCAAAACGUAAGAAGCUGUUGCCCUCUGACUAUUCUGUUAAAAAGAGACAACCUUUUAGUCUAUUGAGGAAACGAGACAAAGAUAUAUUUGUAACUAAUAAAACGAAUUUUAAGGCACAAUUGAAGAUAUGUGAAAAACUUCUUAAUGAUGGUGAUUGUGAAGUGAUCAUUCAUGGCCUUGGUGCAGCUGUGCGUAGAGCUUGCAAUUUAGCUUUACAGUUAAAGGAGAUUCAUUACGGCGGAAUCGAGUUUGACAUCAAGACUUCUACUAUACCUAUCAUUGACGAUUUUGAACCCAUUCAUGAUAGCGCUGAUUAUGAAACAAUUAAUAGAAAUAAUUCUGCCAUACAUAUUCGUGUGUUCAGAAAGUUCUCAAUAGGUAAUCUGAAGUAUCAAGAGUAACAAAACAAAUUUUAAGAAUAUUUAAUCUGUUAUU
Messenger RNA from Nomia melanderi (Alkali bee), 773 nucleotides. The record is from RefSeq and is a predicted model, not a curated record. NCBI's taxonomy places the organism in Eukaryota, Metazoa, Arthropoda, Insecta, Hymenoptera, Halictidae.